Paramecium octaurelia is the source of this 1296-nucleotide messenger RNA. Lineage: Eukaryota; Ciliophora; Oligohymenophorea; Peniculida; Parameciidae. The record is from the annotation of a GenBank genome assembly.
AUGUACAGAGGUUGUCAAUUUCUUCAAUUACCACCUGGCUAUUUUUCAAAAAUUGAUUAAAAUUAAGGAGAAAACAAAUAAAAUCUUAAUCUAACGCACAAUUGCAAAAGACACCUUCUGAAAGAAACCAAAAAUACUACGAAAAUUGGUAAUUAAUUUGAUAACGUCCUGAAUCAACACAAAAUUUAAUUUAUUGAAAUAAAUGCUAUUGAUUGUUAAUUUGAUAGAUUGAUUUUAUAGACUCAUAUAAGGUUUUAUUGUAAGAGCGAUUCAUAUUUGUAACUUGGAUUGGUGGAGAAAAUUUAAGGUAAAUGUUAUAAAACUUUGUUUGAUUCUGAUAAAAAUCCUAAAUUUUUAAUUUCUGAAGGGUUAUUCACAAUAAAUCUUAAGAAGCAGGAGUACAUUUUGGAUGGAGAAGGGAUCAAGUAUUGUGGUAAGUCGGAAUUUAUCGAGAAUGAAGGAGUGUUUAUUUAGGGUGUAUUCUAGGAGCCAAGAGGGGAGAGGAAGACAGCAUCCCAAACCUUAGAAGAAAUUAGUGUACCAAAAUAGAGAGCUAUCAUUAUAAGGGAUGAAAGUAAUGAGAUAAUAAUAAGUAAAUCAUUUGGGUAUGAUAACGAAAAGCUUAAGGUCGAUCGAAUUCAAAUUCAAUACAACUAAUAAUUAAGUGAGCAGGAUUUCAAAAUAUUGAGCAUUAAUUCAAAGAAAUGGGUGACUUCUAGUUUGCUGGAUUCGGUGGUUGAGUAUUUUAAUUGGAAGAGUGAAAUAAAAGUAAAUGAGUUGCCUUUGAAGGAGAGACUGAAAAUCCCGAGGGUGUUGUUCAUACCGAGUAAUGUGACGACUUCAUUCGGAGAGUAUGAGGACGAAGCCACUUACAGGAAAAAAGCCAAGGGAUUGCUAUAACAAUAGUUGCUAUUCUACAAGGAACUCAAUUAUGAGAUGAAGCAGGUUUAUGCCAAGAUAGGCUUUCCAAUCAAUGUCAAUAAUGCCCAUUGGGUGUUCUUAUUAUUUGAUUUAAGAAAAGAAUAGAUACUGUUGUAUGAUUCUCUGCCAUCUACCUCAAUUAAGAAGUGCAAGCCAGGAGUGUUGAUCAAGGCUAUUGGGAGAUUUCUGGAUUUGAAUGUUGGGGAGUGCAAAAUCGUGAACCACGCCAAAUAGAGGGAUAGUUAUUCUUGCGGAUAUUUUGUUUCUUCGUUUAUGGAAUUUGAAUACAAAUUGUAGUUUAAACAAAAUUACAAGUAUUGUUAUGAUUAAAAUAAAAUGAAAACUAAAAUUAGAAAGAUAUUGAGGAAGGCGUGA